Triplophysa dalaica is the source of this 1688-nucleotide messenger RNA. It is a transcript of the gene olfml1, whose product is annotated as olfactomedin-like 1. The record is from RefSeq and is a predicted model, not a curated record. The coding region runs from base 49 to 1284 and encodes 411 amino acids. Lineage: Eukaryota; Metazoa; Chordata; Actinopteri; Cypriniformes; Nemacheilidae. The transcript has 3 exons. Gene Ontology annotation, biological process: signal transduction.
CCAGACUGACAUUAGAUAAGAAGGGUGGUCUUUCGGUUUUAUUACAUAAUGCAAACUAAACUAGAGGGGAAAAGACAUUCCGGGUACGUCAAGGGUAAAACAUACAACAUGUCUUUGAUUAUUAUACUCUUUUUGCUGUUUGGCACAACACAAACCCAGAGAACAACUCCGGAUAUUAUGAUGCAAUAUUUUCAGAGACAACUUCAACAGCUGGAGGGACGAAUGAACAGAUGUGAACAGGACUUCCAGCAGUUUGGUCAGAAGAUGUAUGACGUGUUCAAGGAGAUACACGGCCAAACCAACAAGAUGAAUGUGUUGAGGUCAGAGGUCAAGGGUCACGUUGAUACUGUAGCUAUGCGCUUGGAUCGGGUGGAGAGGGAUGUGGAAUAUCUGCAGAAUAAUAUCCCUGAAAUUGCCCAUGUGGAGAUUGAGGACUCGCUGCUCGAGCACCAAGUGAAAGAAGCCAAACUUAAGAAGUCGGUGAUUCCCGAAGACAAGGACUGCAGUUCUGUGCUCACGGGUAUCAAAUCCCUUAAAAUCGUAAAGAAGGCUGGCGAUACCACCGGAUCGUGGAUGAAAGAUCCAACGAAAGGUUCUGCAAAGAUUUACUUUUUUAGUGGCACUACAAACAAUACACUUUUGGCGUACGCCUCUUUGAAGACUUUUACCGAUUAUAACUCUACCAAGAACACCGAAGUUAUCCAUCUUCCUCUGCCUUGGUACGGAACAGGCCAUGUGAUCUACAGCGGCUUUGUAUAUUACCACCUCGCAGACACCAUCAAUGAGAUCCUGAAGGUCCACCUCAGUAACCGCACGGUGACUGAUCGGUUGUUGCUUCCUGGGGCUGGUCGAAUGCCGGCAUAUUCCCUCAACACCAAUACGCUGCUGGAUCUUGCUGUUGAUGAAAUGGGCCUGUGGUCGAUCCACGCAGACCCAGACUUUGGUGGAAACUUGGUGAUCACCAAGCUAGACCACAACAGUCUGGCUGUGGAGCACACGUGGGAUACCAACUGCGACAGUCGCAACGCAGAAGCAUCUUUCAUGAUCUGUGGCGUCUUGUACGUGGUCUACAACUCUGACUAUGGUGGCAGGUCCAGCAUCCAAUGCGUGUUUGAUAUUCAUGAUACCAUCUACACCGAGAGCACCCCCGAGGUUUUCUUCCCAAAGCGUUACACCAGCCACUCCGCUUUGUGUUACCACCCACAGGACAAACAGCUGUAUGCAUGGGACGAUGGGUAUCAGACCAUUUAUAAGUUAGACAUGAAGAAAGUUACAAUGACUUAAAUGUUGAACAAAAUCUACAUGGUAAAACACUAAGGCAGUUUUUAUGCCAACAACGCUUCAUUCAUUUUUUGUAAUCACAUAAAUCUGUCUGUAAUAAAAAGGACCAGUUUUGCAUCUGAGACUGAAACUAUAAGGAAAAUUGUUUGGUUUCACGACGGAACUUCCAGGAGUCUUCUAGCUUUCAUGUAGCUUAGUGGUAAGAGCAUUGCGUUAACAACACAAGGUUGUGGGUUCAAUCCCAGGGGAUUGCAAAUACCUAUGUAAAAUGUAUAGGAUAAAGCAAUGUAAGUCGCUUUGAAUAAAAGCGUCUGCCAAAUGCCUAAAUGUAAAUCAAUGUAGUGUCUAGAAUCUGAAACUGUAAAAUAUAUGCAUUACUGAAAAUAAAAUAUGUGCAUAACCACAAA